Messenger RNA from Colletotrichum destructivum, 3128 nucleotides. RefSeq names its product Putative heterokaryon incompatibility. The transcript has a single exon. Bases 146 to 3112 code for a protein of 988 amino acids. The record is from RefSeq and is a predicted model, not a curated record. Lineage: Eukaryota; Fungi; Ascomycota; Sordariomycetes; Glomerellales; Glomerellaceae.
UGGGUAUCUCAAGAGUAUCCAUAUACCUCAAACUCCCAGUCACUUACUUUACAACACUACAGAAACAUGGCCUGCUUAGAAUUGCACUUCCUCACUCACUUUUGUAGCACAAAGUUAUAACAGCGGUAAAUCACCGGUGGUCACCAUGUCAGACGCCGUAUCUUCUCCAGACAGCACCUCGAACCAGCCACCAGACACUGCCCCUGCAACACACGAUGACUUGGGCGAUCUCUUCCAGCGGCGAGGUGCCAAACUCCUCGCCGACAGAGAGGCCCGCCGGGACGAGAAGAAACAAGACGUUGAUAUGCCCUCUGACAGAGACCUUGAGCGGCUCGCCAUCCGCCUCAAGAGCGACACUGAACCUGAAGACCACCGCAUCGUCGCCAAGGCUACUGUCGAACAACGCACCAGGUUUGAGCAGUACAAGCACCAUUCCUUUGUGAAACGCUGGGAGCCCCUCAGGUCCGACGCACCGCUGGAUGACGAGUGGUUUAUCACCGACCCGGAAAUUCUCCCUGAGAACGACCCUGACUAUCUCUGCCACAUGUGCCGGCACCUCAACUUCGGCGUCUUGUUUACCCAGCGCGGAAUCCCGGGCAACAACGUGCCUUCGAUGCCUACUCAGAUCAAAAUUCACGGUUUGUGGAAGAUCAUGCAAGAUGAUGGCAACACCUGCGCUUUCUGCGGACUGCUGCGGCGGAAAAUCAUCGAGGACGGAAGCCUUUCUCAAAUGGAUGAGGACAGCAUCAGGGACGGCCAAUUCUACAUCAAUGUCAUAGACGAGGGGCCCGAGUAUGCUCUCAAACUGGAGAUUUUGCUCCAGGGAGAGGGGAGGACCGUUGUGAGGUUUGUGGUGCAAAGCGUGGAAGAAAAGCCGCAGCAGCCCCUGGCCGGAACAUUCGUGCAUCAGCAUCAAGCUGACAUGGACCGACUGAGGCAAUGGUUUCAGAUCUGCGAGGGUACUCAUCAGUCCUCUGAAGAGAGCCCUGACCUCGACUUGCCUUCGUUACGGGUUAUUGACACGGACGAGUUCCGCGUCCGCGAGGUGGAAACGCCGUGCCGGUACGCCUGUCUGUCUUACGUCUGGGGAAAGGGCAGCCAGACACAGUACACCACCGCCACACGAGACAGCCUAGAUGCACCCAACGGCCUGCAGAUAGUCGACUUACCCCAGACGAUCAAGGACGCGAUCAAGGUCACCAAGGAAGCUGGCUUGCGCUACCUGUGGGUGGACGCCCUAUGCAUCCUUCAGGACGACCCCGUAGACAAGGCCAAGAUCAUUUCGAAAAUGGGUCCCAUCUACGGCGGAGCUACGUUGACCAUUGUCGCUUCUGCCAACGCCGACCCUCACGAGGGUCUACCCGGCAUGGGCGCCGCCCCUCGCUCUAUCGCGCAGGAUGUGGCCAACGUCCAAGGCCUCACGCUGGCUAUAGGCCUUCACGAUCCACGUCAACCUGUCCCCGACAUUGAACGAUCAGCGUGGAGCUCACGAGCGUGGACGUUCCAGGAGCGGGCGCUCUCAGCGCGGUGUGUCUACUUUACCGACUCACAGAUGGUCUUCAAGUGCGUCCACAGUGCCGUCAUGCUUGAGGAGACUGUUCCUGUUCCCGACCCGGCAUUCCAACAUGCGACCAUCGAGGACCAGUCCCAGUCAGAUCUGAUCGCCUCGCUGUGGUCUCAUCCGUCACUGAGUCAAUUCGCCAACAAGGGAUUCUCGUCUUCACGGGACGAGGACGCGGUCAUUAUGAUCACCGAGGAUAUUGACAUUGAAGCCUUUAUGAAGAUGGGUCUGAAGGAGCGAAGAGAGAUAGCUCCUGUAUUCGACAUUGCCGUGGACCCGCCCCGCGAUUUCAUGGACUCCCUCGGUGAUACCGGCGAACUGAGGACACCCUGGGACCUGUACCGCCGCGCAGUAGAUGACUACACCAAGCGCAAGCUGAGUUGGGAGUCUGACGCUGUGAAUGCCUUCGCUGGCGUGGAGCAUAUCGUCCGGCGGGGCAUCAACACCAAGUUCUGGUUCGGACUGCCCUCGUUCGCAUUUGAACAGGCAUUGCUUUGGCAGGCUAGAGAGCCUCUUCAGCUUCGACUACAGAACGACGCUCCUGUCUUCCCGAGUUGGUCGUGGGCUGCGUGGCAGGGCCAGGUGUUCUAUCGCGGACGAGGGUGGAAGAACUCUCUGCUCUGGGACCCUGCGCCUGUUAUACGUUGGCUUGUCGAGGAGACCCCGCAGUGGUUUAUUGAUCGGUACAAAGCCAUGGAAGACCCAACGGAGGAAGAGGUAGAAGAUUACGCGCAGAAAGUCGCCAAGGCCAGGUUGCUCUUGAGGGAGCUUGAUGUCUAUACCCUGCAUCACAUGGACACCUCGGGCAAAGACGGUUGGGUUGUGAGCCGCAACGAAGAGUUCAACCGCCACAUCUACUCCCACGAUGCAUACCCGGGGGUCCAAUUUACCUACCCAGUCGACCUUCCAGGCCACAAGAUCAACGACCUCCCCGACAUGAACGGCGUGCUUCUUUUUUAUGCACACGUCGUCCCGAUCACCUCCUGCGACAUGGAGAAAGCCUCUUUCAAGAUGAAAGUUGAGGAUGGAUUCCUGCAACUCGGCCUAAACGACGAGUCACGCUCGUCCAACUACCGCCGCCCGUGGCAGCGCAUCGUCUACCACCAAGGAUACCGCGCCGGCUUCCUCACCCUCAACAGCGGACGGUGCGUUCCACCCGACGACGACGGCCGUGAGUACCACCUCGCCGCCAUCUCGCGCGGGAGCCUGCCACGCGUCGUGCCGCCGCCGGCGGGAUGGGACCAGUAUUGGGACGCGGACCCGCGCGGGAUCCAGGAAUUCGUCUUCAGCGAGGAGUGGCGUCGUGACCCCGACGAAGCCCUCGCCGGCAUGCUCCAGGAAACGACGGAGCCGUCGACGCGCCCCCAGAACGAGGACGGCGAUCCGCACUGGGACGAGCAACGCUUCGGUGGGAUCGCCGUGCUCGACGUCUACGACGUGUUGCUCUUGAUGACGUCGGAUGGGCUCUCGCGUAGAUUGGGGGCGGGAAAAAUCAGCUACCGCGCGUUCUCGGUGGCGCGUCCUAAGACGAUGCUCGUCAAGCUUGCUUAGCGUUCGAGGUGCUGUA